This is a messenger RNA of Candida dubliniensis CD36, 6768 nucleotides long. RefSeq names its product Cch1p (gene CCH1). The record is from RefSeq and is a predicted model, not a curated record. The transcript has a single exon. The coding region runs from base 1 to 6768 and encodes 2255 amino acids. Gene Ontology annotation, cellular component: membrane; voltage-gated calcium channel complex. Gene Ontology annotation, biological process: calcium ion import across plasma membrane. Gene Ontology annotation, molecular function: calcium ion binding; high voltage-gated calcium channel activity. NCBI's taxonomy places the organism in Eukaryota, Fungi, Ascomycota, Pichiomycetes, Serinales, Debaryomycetaceae.
AUGGAUAAUAACAGUAAUACCCAUUCAAGUCGAGGUAGACCUGGUAUAAUUAUAAACCCUCCGACUGAAUCAAAUCUCAACAUACAACAUAUUCUGGAAGAAGAGCAGGCAUCUUAUGACGAAGAUUACGACCCAAAUAAGACAUACAUAUCUGAUUCACAGUACUGGCAGAGACAAUCCUUUUUGCAUAAUGAAGACGAUUUAGCUAGUGUAGAGAUACCCGAGUUGCACCAAAUUCAAGACAGAGCACCAGAUUCAUUACUGAUUCACUCAGACAAGCGAUCAUCGCGAAGUGGACGAGACAUACUUAAUGUGCUACAUUUGAGCAGACCAAGCUCACCUAGGACGCCUAAUUCAGCUACAUCAACACCAAGUCUAGGACAUGCAAUCGAAGAUGAAGAUUUGGAUGAGCUAAAGGAAGGAUUAAAUUAUGCAUUGGGUACUAAGGAAAAUGAAGCAAAUUGGUUCCCUGUAAAUAAGUUAUCCAAAUCAACAACACAACAGAGAGAAGAGACUUCAGGUGAUGAAAAUUCUAGUUUUGUGAAUUUCACAACUGAUAUUCCUUUGAAUGAUUUAUCCCCCUUCAUUUCCAACCCAAACACAAAUAAAAACAAAAGCGACACUUCGUCAAAAUACGUGGUAAAUUCUCCCUUUGAAACUAGGUCGAAUUUAGGUUUACCAGUUGACCCGGGGCUUUUGGAAACAGGCUCGUUGAUGUCACCCUAUCCCAAAGACGGGGGUGGUUCUUCCCCUAGAAUUGCUAAUGCAAUCUCAAGAAUAUCAGAUCGUAUUGCUGGUGCAGGGGGGAGUAGUAGACGAAACGAAGAAAAUACCGAAAGAUUGAGUGCAGUAGAGUCUCAAGCAAGUUUACCUUUACCCACACCAAUGAGUGAACAUUUUACGUUUUUUGAUGAGUCAAACAAGUCCACCAACAAAAGUGAUAAAACAUCUGUUGGUAAUACAUCUCUUAGAAAUGAAAGCGACACCAAUUUAGAUUCAAAUAUUGAGGGAUUGGGGUUGUAUCUACAGCAAACGAACAAACUGCAAAUAUCAAGCACAGGACAACACGAGUACUCACGUGAAGUCCCAGUAACAGACUAUCUCCGAUUACCUAAAAAACUGCAUCAGAACAACAGAACCAAUUUCCAAGAGUUUGACACUAUGUAUUUAUUUGGGAAGUCAUUGGGUAUAUUCACUCCCGAGUCUAAAGUUCGACAAUUUUGCUAUCAUGUGUGUGAGAACAAAUUCAUAAACACAUUCCUUUUGGUCAUUUUGAUUUUGCAAGUAUGCUUAUUGACUUAUAGACAAUGGAACCCUUUUGUGCUUAAUGGAUAUUUUAUCAAAGGAUAUAACUGGGCAGAUUAUUUGCUCAUGGUUAUAAAUGUCAUUUAUACAGCAGAAGUCAUAGGAAAAAUCAUAGCUUACGGAUUUUACGAUGAUCACAUAAUGUUUGAUGAAUUAGGGUUGCCAUAUCCCAAAAAUGAAAUUACCAAAGAAUAUUUUAGUAAGAAUUACAUUUCAAAAAUUUUGAAAUCUUUAGGCAUUUUCAAGUCCCGAGCGGAAAAGAAAAGACAAGAAAAGUUCAUAUCUCAGGAAAAUGAUAAAAGAAGCUCUAGCGAAGAUAGUGAGAUUAGAGAAAUUGACUUGAAUGAUAGUAGGCAGGAUUUAUUAGGUGAAUCAAAUCGAUCAUUUGGUUUGAAAGACAAAUAUCAUAUGGACCUGCACCAUCGGAAUUAUAUACCCCUCAGAUCCCAAGCAAAUGAUCCUGAGGAUUUAGAUAAAACUACUCCAGUGCCUAAACAGAUGUUAGAGGCCAAAAACACUUUUUUCAAACCAACACCCAAUACUUUUGAAAAACUAAAUUUGAAAAGAGCAUUUUUCAGAAGCAGUUGGCAAAGAGUAGACUUUAUAUCGAUGGUUUGUUUUUGGAUUUCAUUAUUUUUAUCAAUCAAUCACUAUGAUGCCGAUCACCACAUUAUGUUGUUUAGAGCACUCAGUUGUCUUCGUAUUUUGAGACUUUGUAACUUGACUACUGGUACUACCACCAUUUUGACUGCAUGUAAGAUAGCCAUUCCUCAGUUGAUUGAUGUUUCAAUUUUUAUUGCCUGCUUUUGGCUAUUUUUUGGUAUAAUAGGAGUACAAACGUUCAAAUCUUCAUUAACCAGACAUUGUGUGUGGACCAAUCCCGAUGAUCCAACCGACACAUUUGUGAAUUCUGAUCUGUAUUGUGGAUCUUAUAUUGGCCUUGAUGGAGCACCAACAGCGUAUUUAAUGAGGGAUGGCCUGUCGUCAAACGUUAUAAAAGGCUACCGAUGUCCCAUGUAUUCGCAAUGUGUAUCUGGGGAUAAUCCCUACAAUGGAACAUUAAACUUUGACAAUAUAUUGCAAUCGUUAGAAAUUGUGUUUGUUAUUAUGAGUGCAAAUACAUUUACUGAUAUUAUGUAUUACACUAUGGAUACAGACAAUAUGGCAGCCUGUUUAUUUUUCAUUGGAUGUAUAUUUGUAAUGACAGUUUGGUUAAUCAAUGUGUUUAUUGCUAUCAUAGUUGCGUCAUUCAAUAUCACUAGAAUGGAGGUUGCAGAAGAAAAGAAGAAGAAACGUGAAGGAAGACGUAUUUUUAAAAUAUUUGGAUACGCAGAUCAAGAUGUCCAAAUGCACGAAGAACGACUUGAGUUUUUGAAAAACCAAAAUGUGUUUUUAAAAUGGUAUUAUAACCUUGAAUUUUUUUUUGUGAUCUGUGUUAUUAUCGAUUUAUUUGUCCAAUGCUUCAGAAGGUCUGAUAUGUCUGAUCGUAGGGCACAUCUAUUGUAUCGAUUUGAAGCAUCUUUUACUGGUGUGUUUAUGGUUGAAGUUAUCUUGCGUUUUGCUUUUUACUUUCCAAAUUGGAGAUUAUUUUUCAGAGUGAAAAGAAACUGUUUUGAUUUGUUUUUGGCAGUAAUCACCACCAUAAUUAUUAUUGGACCAAUUAAAACUGCCCUCGGACAUGCAUAUUACUGGUUAACUGUUUUUCAAGUGAUGAGAGCCUAUAGAGUAGUAUUGUGGACUUCGAUUACAAGAAAUUUGUGGUUGAAAAUAAUGAGAAAUUUCAAAGCAAUUUUUGAUUUAGCAUUGUUUUACUUUAUCUUACUUUUUUUGGUUAGCAUAAUCUUGGCUAGAUAUUUUGAAGGAGUUGUCUCACAAGAUGAAGCCGGUGAUCUUGAUUUCCCUAUGACCACGUUGCCAGGAGUUUUCAUUGCUUUGUAUGUUAUCACGUCGACGGAAAACUGGACAGAGAUACUUUAUGGAAUGCAACAAUAUGCUACAACCACAUCAUCUCGAUCAUUUGGGUCAGUUUUCUUAAUUGGAUGGUUCAUGUUGUCUAAUAUGAUUAUCCUCAAUAUUUUCAUUGCCGUUAUCGCUAAAACAUUAGAGGUUUCUGAAGAAGGCAAGCGGAAACAGCAAUUAUUGCAAUUUAUUGACACCAUGACAAACAAACUACAAGAUAUUGAACAGGACUCAGGGUUGCUAUCCAAAAUCAAGAAAAAAUUAUUCAGAAGAAAACAAGUUAAAGAUGAACUAGAGGAAGCAGUUGUCAAUUUACUUUUGAGCGGUACUGCUGUGAAUGAUUUUUUGGAAAACGAUGCUCGCAACGAAAUCGAUGAUGAUGAUGAAGGAGAAGCAAUAAGAACUUUACCUACAUCGACAUGGAAACGAUGGUUAGGGGUGAAUUACUGGCGUACCCUCAAUUUAUUCAAAAACAACCCAUUUUAUGGAAAUAAGGCUGAGGGAAGGAAAGUAUCUUUGGAAAAUUUCAAUCCAGCAAAUUUUGCUCGAACUAUUGUUAAAGAAAGAAAGAAUAUUGUCAGCAAACAAAACGAGUUUUUAGAAGCCAAUCCACGAUAUAAUUAUGUGUUUUAUGUAAUUGGGCCACAUCAUCCACUUCGUAGAUUGUGUCAAAAAAUGGUGAAACCAAGUUAUGGAGAAAGAAUUGAUGGUGCUGUUCCUUACAAGCCUGUAGCAGAAGCUAUGGUUGUAUUAAUGUUCAUUGCAACAAUCACAUUAGUUGUAAUUGCAUGUUAUAUGACUCCUAUUUUCCGUAUGGAUCAUGCCGGUGAGCCCUGGGUAUUUUGGGCAGAAUUUGUAUUUGUGAUGAUAUUUACCAUUGAAUUUUCUAUCAAAGUAAUCGCUGAUGGCUUCAUCUUUACCCCGAAUGCUUAUACUCGAUCGUCUUGGAAUCUUAUUGAUUUUGUGGUGUUGCUUUCCUUGUGGAUAGAAACAAUUGCUUAUUUGAAAAAUGACGGGAAGUUGUCAAGAAUUGUCAGGGGGUUGAAAGCAUUGAGAGCAUUGAGAUUGUUAACGGUCAGUGAUACAGCAAAAGCCAAUUUCCAUAACACAAUGAUUGCUGGAUUUUGGAAAAUUAUUAAUGCUGCAGUUAUUUCCCUUUGUUUAUUGCUUCCAUUUUCAAUUUGGGGAUUGAAUAUCUUUAAUGGACGACUUGGAUAUUGCGUUGAUGGAGAGUCUGACAUGAGUUCUUGUUACAAUGAAUAUCAGAAUUCUGUGUUCAAUUGGCAAAUUGUUAGCCCAAACGUGUAUACCAAUCCUCAAUUGGAAUUCAACCGAUUUGCAUCUUCAUUUGCUACUUUGUUUGAAAUUGUUUCAUUAGAAGGUUGGGUCGACUUAUUAAACAAUGUCAUGGCUAGUACAGGGGUCGGUACCCCUAAGGAAACCAAUGCGACUCCAUUCAAUGGAUUUUUUGUGGUUCUUUUCAAUUUUGUCAGUAUUAUCUUUAUUUUGACGUUGUUUGUAUCUGUGAUCAUUAGUAAUUACUCGAGAUCAACUGGAAGGGCUUAUAUGACAACUGAUCAGAUAUCUUGGUAUCGAGUUAAGAAGAUAUUGGUGCAAGUUAAACCUUCGAAAAGAAAGAAUAUUGACAAUCUUCAUGUCAUAAGAAGAUUUUGUUACAGAAUGACCGUGGAAAGAAAUCCUGUUUGGACAAGAACUUUGAAUUGUGUUUUGGUUUUUCAUGUCAUAGCAUUAUUGUUAGAAUGUUUCCCGUCAUAUGAUAGUUUGAAUCAAUUUAGAACUCUGAUUUACAUGAUUGCAUCCAGUAUGUUUUUCGUAAAUUCAAUUAUGCUUUUCACGGGACAAGGAUUUUCUACAUUUAUGCAAUACAAGUGGAAUAUUUUUAAUUUGGUGGUAUCUUUAGGUGCCUUUGGAACUACUACAGGGUCGUACUUUUUGGACCCCAAUUCCCCCUUGAUAAAUAUUAACAAGUUAUUCUUGGUUGCUAUUUUAGUGUUUGUGAUUCCUCGUAGUAACAGAUUGAGUCAACUUUUGCGAUUUGCUUCUGCGUCCUUGCCAUCUUUGAUUUCCUUGGUAUUUACAUGGAUUAUUGUAUUUUUGGUUUUCGCAAUUGCCAUGAAUCAAAUUUUUGGAAUGACAAGACUAGGUCCUAAUACUACUGGAAAUAUUAAUUUAAGAUCAGUCCCCAAGGCAUUGAUUGUUUUAUUUAGAUGCAGUUUUGGAGAAGGAUGGAAUUAUAUUAUGGAAGAUUUUGCAUUAGCUCAACCAUUUUGCACCAGUGAAAAUAAUCUUGAUAACAGUGAUUGUGGCAAUAAACAAUAUGCUUAUAUUCUUUUCAUUGCCUGGAACAUAAUAUCAAUGUACAUAUUUUUGAAUAUGUUUAUUUCAUUGAUUUUAGAUAGUUUUGAUUAUAUUGGACAUAAAGAAAGCUAUAACCAAUUGAUUCAAAGAGAAGAAAUCCGGAAAUUUAAAAGAACUUGGCAAAAAUUUGAUCCUCAAGGGACCGGUUACAUUAAACCAAUUGAAUUACCCAAAUUGUUACAUUCACUUGAAGGUGCCUUAUCGUUCCAUUUUUAUACUGGGCUGUUAACAAUUCCGGAAUUGUGCAAAAAAUGGAUUAUUAGAAAUAAUCCCAAUGAUCCAUAUGAUGUGACCAUUAAUUAUGAAGCCAUUGAACAUACAAUGGAACAAAUGGAUAUCCCCAAGAUUAGAGAAAGACGGAAAGCUUAUGAAAUGUUUAUUGAAGAGGCAUUGUUAUGUAUGGAGUUGAAUAAUGAUCCUGGUAUAUCCUUUACGAGAAUUUUAUUGCAAUUGCCAUUAUACACAUCGUUUGAUACAAGUAAUUGUUUUAAUUUAAUUGAUUAUUUGGAUAGAAGGUUAUUGAUACAGAAAGUUAUGAAACGUUUACAUACCAAGCGAGUCUAUGAAACUAUUGCUACUUAUGUUUGUCGUUGGAAGUUUAAAAAGGACAAUCGAUUAGGUAUUAAAGAUACAAACCUUGCCUUUGAUAAAAGAUUGGCCAGAAACAGUUAUUUGCGGAAUGAUCAAUUAUUGAUUAAUAAGAAUCCUCCAACGAUAUUUGUCACUGAUGAAGCUGGCAAAAGAAAUCUGAGUGAUAUAAAUGUCCGUGAUUCCUCUUCAGUAGGUACCGAAAGGAAUUCGGUGAUUUAUGGAGAUCAUAGUAUUUCAAGUGGAGUAUACUAUCCUAGCACACCAGUGGCUAAGCUUAAUCAUUCUCAACAUGUGAAACCUUCUCAUCCAAAGUUGUUUAUUGAAAUUCCAUCACAAAAUCCUCAAAGAGAAUUUAUAACUACUGAAGAUGAAGUAAAAGUGUCGCCAUUUAUGGAUCCUGAAGAAGUUAAUGAAUAUGAAAGCAAAAAUAGUGGUUCAUUGGUUGAUGUUGGUAGUAUUGAAGAGAUUCUUGAACUGUCAUCUUGGAAAAAUGCCUUUGAUGAUUUAAAAUCUGAUGAAAAAAGGAAGAAAUAG